CCAAAAGACAACUCUCUGCAUCCUCGCUAUUACGCUUAUCGCAUCGUACCCGCCAACCGAACAACCUCACCUCACCAAGUCUAAUCCCAACGUUUGCAACUGUAUCUAUCCAUCCUCGAUCAUGGCCGCCAUCUGGGGUAACGGCGGGCAGGCUGGCCAGUUCCCACUGGAGCAAUGGUUCUAUGAAAUGCCCCCUGUGACUCGAUGGUGGACAGCUGCCACCGUUGCCACUUCAGUCUUGGUUCAAUGUCAUGUCCUCACCCCAUUUCAGCUGUUUUAUAGCUUCCGCGCAGUCUAUGUCAAGUCUCAGUAUUGGCGUCUAUUAACGACCUUCCUAUACUUCGGACCACUCAAUCUCGACUUACUAUUCCAUGUGUUCUUCUUGCAGCGAUACUCACGCCUCUUGGAGGAAUCAUCGGGGCGAUCGCCGGCCCACUUCUCGUGGCUUCUGUUCUACGCCAUGGCCUCUCUCCUCGUUCUCUCGCCAUUUCUCUCGCUCCCCUUCUUGGGCACGGCCCUCUCCUCCAGUCUGGUCUACAUCUGGAGUCGUCGCAACCCGGAAACUCGCCUCAGCUUCCUGGGAAUGCUGGUCUUCACCGCCCCAUACCUCCCCUGGGUCUUGAUGGCAUUCAGCCUGGUUGUCCACGGCAUCGUGCCCAAGGACGAGAUCUGUGGCGUUGUCGUCGGUCACGUCUGGUACUUUUUCAAUGACGUCUACCCUUCGCUUCACGGUGGCCACCGUCCUUUUGAUCCCCCUAUGUGGUGGGUGCGUCUGUUUGAGUCAGGGCCUGCGGAACGAGGCACCGACGCGGCCAAUGUCAACGGGGACUUCGCCGCUGCUGCUGCACCCGAAGUUCGGUGAGCUAUUUGCGUGCACCCGCUAGACGUUGUUGCAUGGCGAUCUAAGAAUCGUCCGCGCAAUCGCUCUGGAAACGUCAGCAUAUACGCAUGUACUGCCGACAGCUCGCUCCGACAC
Molecule: messenger RNA, 976 nt
Organism: Aspergillus vadensis CBS 113365
Lineage: Eukaryota; Fungi; Ascomycota; Eurotiomycetes; Eurotiales; Aspergillaceae
Gene: derA
Product: putative ER-associated proteolytic system protein Der1
Exons: 2
Coding region: 122-862 (246 amino acids)
Biological process (GO): endoplasmic reticulum unfolded protein response
Cellular component (GO): Hrd1p ubiquitin ligase ERAD-L complex; endoplasmic reticulum membrane
Molecular function (GO): ubiquitin-specific protease binding; misfolded protein binding
Source: RefSeq, a predicted model, not a curated record